This is a messenger RNA of Cyprinus carpio (common carp), 3572 nucleotides long. Its product is annotated as tripartite motif-containing protein 2-like. Gene Ontology annotation, molecular function: zinc ion binding; protein binding; translation repressor activity. Gene Ontology annotation, biological process: proteasome-mediated ubiquitin-dependent protein catabolic process; protein polyubiquitination; negative regulation of translation. The record is from RefSeq and is a predicted model, not a curated record. Lineage: Eukaryota; Metazoa; Chordata; Actinopteri; Cypriniformes; Cyprinidae.
UAUUUGUAUUAACUCCAGUGUCCUCUCCACAGGGCCCGGGCUGAAGGAGUGUGCGAGGUCUUUAACAGAGCGUUAGGAUGGCAACUGAAGCUUCUACCCUCCCAAGUCCUGUGGUGCAUCAGAUCAACAAACAGUUCCUGAUUUGCAGCAUCUGUCUGGAUCGCUACAACAAUCCCAAGGUCCUUCCCUGCCUUCACACCUUCUGUGAAAAGUGUCUGCAGAACUACAUUCCCGCUCACAGUCUGACUCUGUCUUGCCCCGUGUGCCGUCAGACCUCCAUCCUGCCAGAGAAGGGUGUGGCGGCACUUCAGAGCCAUUGUUUCAUCACCAACCUGAUGGAGGUGCUAAAGAGGAGCCCAGACACUAACCUCAGCGAGGACUGCACAGACGCUAUCAACGGAGUUGCCACUGGACAACCACUCUCCUGUCCCAAUCAUGGAGGAAAUGUAAUGGAGUUCUACUGUCCAUCAUGUGAGACGGCUAUGUGUGAGGCGUGUACUAGCGGUGAACAUGCAGAACACGCCACUGUCCCGCUGAAGGAUGCUCUAGAACAGCACAAAGCCUCGCUACAGGAGCAGCUGGACGCUGUCAAAAACAGACUGCCAGAGAUUGACUCUGCGCUGGAGGUUUUGUCUGAUAUUCUACAGCAGCUGAGCGAUCAGAAGAGUUCAAUUGAAGAAGUGAUUCGUACUACUUUUGAGGAACUUCAGAAGACCCUAAACGUACGCAAAAGUGUUCUGCUGAUGGAGCUGGAGGUCAACUAUGGACUCAAACAGAAGGUGUUGCAAGCCCAGCUGGAGUCGUUGCUGCAGGGGCAGGAGGGCAUUCGCAGCAGCUGCAAUUUCACAGAGCAGGCUCUUAAUCACGGCUCGGAAGCUGAAGUCCUAUUGGUCAAGAAGCAGAUGAGUGAGCGUCUUGAUGAGCUGGCAAGUCAGGAGCUCCCACUUCGGCCAGAGGAGAACAGCCAGCUGGACUUCUUGGUGGAGACCGACGGUCUUCGCAAAUCCAUCCACAACCUUGGUGCUAUAAUAACCACCAAUGCUGUUGCUGCAGAAACUGUUGCGACAGGUGAAGGCCUGAGGCAUUGUAUCAUGAGGCAGCCUACUUCUGUGACCAUAACAACAAAAGACAGAGACGGUGGACUGUGCCGGACAGGAAACGCUCUGCUUAUAGCUGAUCUUUCUGCCUCUGAUGGCACCGUAGUGGGGGAAGGUGAAGUCACAGAUCAUAAAAAUGGCACUUAUGAGUUUGUAUACACGGCCCCGUGUGAGGGCCGCUUCACGCUCUCGCUAAAGCUCUACGAUCAGCAUAUUAGGGGCAGCCCAUUCAGCAUACGUGCCAGCAAAUUGGCAGACAUCUCCCUGACUUCAGACGGAGGCAAGAAACAUCUCAAAUCUCCAGGAAGUAGUCAUGUGAAACAGCGUGCCAUCAAGCGCCCCGCCAGCAUGUACAGCACGGGCAAACGGAAAGAAAACCCAAUUGAAGAUGACCUCAUGUUUCGAAUCGGAACUAAAGGCAGAAAUAAGGGUGAAUUCACCAAUCUGCAGGGAGUUGCUGCUUCUUCUAUUGGAAAGGUCCUGAUAGCGGAUAGUAAUAAUCAGUGUGUUCAGAUCUUUUCAAAUGAUGGACUAUUUAAGAGUCGUUUUGGAGUGAGGGGCCGAUCACCAGGACAACUUCAACGGCCAACUGGUGUUGCUGUGCACCCUAAUGGUGAUAUCAUCAUUGCUGACUAUGAUAACAAAUGGGUCAGCAUUUUCUCCUGUGAUGGCAAGUUUAAGGCUAAAAUUGGCUCAGGGAAGCUUAUGGGUCCUAAGGGUGUAGCGGUUGAUAGAAAUGGACACAUCAUUGUGGUUGACAAUAAAUCCGCCUGCGUCUUCAUUUUUCAGAAACUUGUAUCUAAAUUUGGAAACCGAGGCAACAGUGACAAGCAGUUUGCAGGUCCACACUUUGCCGCAGUGAAUCAAAAUAAUGAAAUAAUUGUGACCGAUUUUCAUAAUCAUUCUGUAAAGGUGUUCAGUUCAGAGGGUGAGUUCCUACUGAAGUUUGGGUCAAAUGGCGAAGGAAAUGGGCAGUUUAAUGCACCGACAGGUGUGGCAGUAGAUGCCAAUGGCAAUAUUAUAGUGGCUGACUGGGGCAACAGCCGGAUACAGGUGUUUGACAGCAGUGGAUCCUUCCUGUCCUACAUCAACACCUCCGCAGACCCUCUGUAUGGCCCACAAGGACUAGCUCUGACAUCAGAUGGCCACAUUGUGGUGGCAGACUCUGGGAACCAUUGUUUUAAAGUGUACCGUUAUCUACAAUAGCACUCUCCUCUCUAAAAAUAAAUACUUGCACUUAUUCCUUAAAGAUGCCGCCCCCUUGUGCCAAAUGGGACCCUCAUAUUGCAUUGAAGUUGUGUUGUUGUGGCUUCAUUCGUGACACCCUCACCUUGGACAGAAGAACACACUCUGUACCCUGAUCGUGGUUCUUUGGUUCUUCACCUUUGACUCAAAAACUGCUACACAUUAGGGAAAACAUUCAUGUUUCUACUGUAUGUUGAAAAAUCUGAAUGUUCAGAUGAUUAAAAAGGGAACUCUUUGAAGCACUAGCAUGUAUAAUAAGAAUGCAAGUAAUGCGAUUCCAAACUACUAUACUAAUAUAUCUGCACAACAAAUAGACACAACCCCCAAAACAAAUCUCACUAUGGUGGGCUAGUAUCAAUAAUAUUUUUGGCCCGAGUUAGCCUAUGUUUAAAAGUGAUGUCAGGAAUAUUCAUAAAAUAUGCAACAUGCUGCUUUGCUAUUGACUGUGAUGUGCACAACUGUGGUUAGUAAAAUGUUCUUAUAAUGCAAUUAGGUCUCCUGAAUCACCCAUAUUAUGCAAGAAGCAUCAAUUGAUAUGAUUUUUAGACUGUAAACAAAAUUUCCUUUUUUACUAUCACUGCACUGUUCAUUUAAACAUCAGCCGUGCUCAUUUCUCUUAACCAUAAAAGUUCAUGUGUUGUUCAGAGAAACAAUAUCUCAUGCUCAAAUCACCAGAUGCACUUUGUGAUUUAGCAACACAAAAAAUAUGUAUAGUGCUGUUAUUAAUAAUAGCCCCCUGUUUAAAGGUUUACUAGAAGACAUGCAUUAUUAUAAUUACUGAUCUUUAUGUGUUCUGAGAGUGGUUGUGUUGUGUUGACAAACCAUGUUCCGUGUUCAUAUUCAUAAUGCUUAAAAAAAAAAAAAAAAAAAAAAAAAAAAGUGCCCAGGGUUCUUUUCAAGUGUAUUUAUGCCACACAGAUAAAUCUUCCUUGUUUUAUGUCUGUUCUCCUGUACAGUUCGAUUGUCAUACACAGGGAACUAUUGCUGCUUGUUUGCACAAAAUACACAAUAUAAAACAAUGUACAUUCCAAAAUGUAUUUCUCCCUUUAUAAUCAGACACCUGCUUUUUUUGUAGCAUUAAAGCUUGCAUUUUACUCCUUUGUUGUUUUACCACAUUAAAGGGCAUGCAACCAAUGACGCUUUUACAUUUCUAGAUCUUAAUGCCACAUUCAGGCAACCUAAGUUAUAUCAUGUUUUGCACAGCACAUAAAUAAACUGCAUUAUUUGAGA